AUGUGGAUUCUUGAUACCAAUGCCGACUUCUUUCAAGGAAGGCGGAUGUGGCUCAGGCCUGGGCAGCGAUACUUGUUUGGCCGAGUUAAGAAAGAUGGCGUUAUGAUCGCUGUUGACCACAGAACUGUCUCCAGACAACACUUCAAUAUCACCGUCGAGCCUGUCAAGGACGGAGAUGUCGGACAAAUCCACACCCGAACGAAGAUCUGGACUGAGGAUCACUCAAAGACUGGAACGUUUGUGAACGGCGAGCUGAUCAAGAAGAAGGACCCAAAGAACGAGCAAGAACCGAACCCUUCGCGAGAACUGAGCGGCCCUGAAAACUCUAUUCGGCCAGGAAGCUGUCCUUAUGAAUUCACCGUCACCUGGCAGCCCUGCGUUUUCACCUUCAACCUACUCAAGAAAGAGAUCAAGUCAGGAGUUCUCAAGGCAAAGCAGACAAGAGUACAAAAUCUAGACAUCAAGGCUAUCAGUGAUUUUUCUUAUGAACAUACGACUCAUGUGGUUGCCAACAAGAGAAAUACUGCAAAAGGUCUGUUGGCCUUGGUCAACGCCAAAUACCUUGUGACAGAGUCGUAUCUCGAUGCCCUGGACUACGCUGCUACUCCUAUCACCCUCAGCCAAGAGGUGAAUCUAUCUCCGCUAGAAAGCGACUUCGACAGCGCUUGGCCUCAUCCCAAAGACCACCUCCCUCCUCCAGGAAAAGAACCCACCAUCAGACCUGCCCAGUCAUAUCAACCGAAUCCCGCACGAAUCAACGUAUUUGAACAUUAUACCUUUGUCUUCGGUGAACAGAAUCAGUAUGAUACUCUGCUACCGGUGAUAACGAGCGGUCAUGGGAAGGCGAUGCUAUUCAGGGUGGUGAACUACGAGACCACAAGCGACGAACUGAUCCAGUUCAUUGCAAAUGCAGCUGGAAAUAAAGGCAGUGUUCAAAAUGGACCAAAAGGUGGAGUGAUUUUGGUUCGGUGGCCGGGAAAAGAGGCCGCUCAAGAAUGGACAAAUACACUUAUCAAUGAGGCUGCGUUGAAGAUGGAUCAGCGGGCAAUUGAUCAGUCCGAGUUUUUGGAUGCUAUACUGGCCAAUGAUGCUGCAACCCUCAAACAGCCUAUCCCAUUUGAGAGCACAAACGAGGGGAUAAUUGCGCCUCCUCCAUCGGCAGCAAACUCCCUUGCCACGGUGCAGCCCCAUGAGGUUCGUAUAAAUGGCGACUCGUCGCCCAAUACAGCAGCUAAUGGAAGCUUUGAAGCUGCGCAUUCAACGAGGGCGACAGCCAACGGCGCAGAAGCUUCUCAGCCUUCACAAAUCUCAAAUCAAAAUAUUUCAGAGGCUCACGUUGACGCCGAGGGCGCUGCAAUGCCACUCCCACUCACCAUUCCUAAGGUUUCCCAAUUGGCCAAGUUCAAGAAUUUUGACGAUGGAUUUGAUCCUGAUGCCAUCGCUGCUUAUGAGGAUGAUGAGGUAAUUGAGGACGAGGUGUACGUCUCCGAGCCGGAAACGCGAUCCAAGUCACCCCUCGUCAUCAAACAAGAGCCGCCUUCAACACUGAGGAAACGACCUCGCUCUCCACCAGAGGAACGCGCCAAUACAUUCGCAGAUGAGAUGGACGAUCUCUUCCCUGCAGCGACAGCACUAAAGAGACGGAAGCUGGCAGAGGCGGCUGCCAACGGGCGUAUGGAUGAAUUGGAGGACAUUCAAUCACGUCCGGUACCGGCGAAAAGGAUCAAAAAGGAACGACAAAUCGAUGUCCGUGAAGCCGCCAGAAAACAACGAGAGGAAAAAGAAGCCGCCGCGCGGAGAGAGGAGGAAGCACUUGAAGCUGGUCUGCCCGACGUGGAGGACAAGGCACCUGCGAAUCUUGUCGACGUCGUGACUAUUGACCUUCCCGUGCGAGAUAAUCUGAAUAAGACAAGCAGCAGGGUCAAUGGUGAACGAGGGUCAGAUUGGGAUCCCAGAUGGAAUGGUCGCAAGAACUUCAAGGGGUUCCGUCGCAAGGGCGAUCCAGCCCAGCGAAGAUCUCACGCCACUAAAGUCAUUGUGCAGUUAGUGGAAGUACCGAAUAAAACAGGUGGAUUGGGUGAUCAAUAUUGGUCGAGGACUGAAGAAGAAAAGGAGCGCGAGAGGGAGAAGCGUCGUAGGGAUGACGCGAGAACUCAGCGGACAUCGCAGAGUCAGUCGCAGCCGUCGAGUGGGACCGUCCGCGGUCAUGUCACAGGGAGCUCGAGAACAAGGAUUGUCCUGGAUGACGAUGACGAAGAAAUCAACGAUUUGAUCAAUGUGGCAGAACAGGAUGAUGAGGAGGCAUCGACAGCCAGGCGUCUACGGCGCGGAGCUGUGGAGGUCGCGGAGCAUGAGAUCGACUCGGACACGCCGAGACGCACCCGGGCUGCUGAUCGCGCUCGGCAGGCGAGCGAGAAGGCUUCUGAAACAGAACGAGACGAAACGGCGCAAACACAAAGGGGGAAGAGAGCCGCGAGCUCCAUCAUGGCAACGAGCAAGCCGAAGCGUCAAAAGACUUUAUCCGUGACAACUGUGCGCCACGACGAUAGCGAAGACGACGAUAGUGAUGACAUGAAGUUCCGAUUUGGAGCGAGAGCGCGCAGGGCAAGAGCGAGAGGGCGAGGAGGCGGGAUUGGAAGUUGA
Molecule: messenger RNA, 2643 nt
Organism: Cladophialophora bantiana CBS 173.52
Lineage: Eukaryota; Fungi; Ascomycota; Eurotiomycetes; Chaetothyriales; Herpotrichiellaceae
Exons: 1
Coding region: 1-2643 (880 amino acids)
Biological process (GO): mitotic G2 DNA damage checkpoint signaling; double-strand break repair via homologous recombination
Cellular component (GO): Mre11 complex
Molecular function (GO): damaged DNA binding; protein binding
Source: RefSeq, a predicted model, not a curated record